AUGUCGGCUUGGCCAUUUAGCCAGCCUUUAGCAUUCAGGGGCCGUGUCCCUGAGGAGGGUGGUGGUGCUGGUCCUGAUCCCCCCGUGGCCAGUUAUGAGUCCGGGGAUUCCAUGGCAGACGAAGCACUGCCUCAACGAAGAAGUCCCAAUAUAGGCACGUCAGUCGCCAUCAAUAUCGACAGUGGUGCUUAUGCCAUUCCUAUAUGUCUUCUCGACGGGACCGGAAUCCUUGAAUACGCCACUCGCGUCCUACCUCAUCGUGGCGCACAGCUAACACUGCCUUAUGUAAAUGGGGACAUCGGGUAUACCAUCAUUCACUACCUAUUCACUGGCGCUUACCGAACCGAAGAGCCAGAAGAUGUUAUUGAUAUCCCGAUUGCACAGUUGGAGUACAUUCGAAGCGUCAAGGUCUACCAUGUCGCCAAACUCUACAGCCUCCACAAGCUCUGCAGGCACGCAAAGGCAAACAUGCGAAGGUGGGAGAAACAUGUUGCGCUGGUUGAUAUUCUCAGCAUAGUGGUUGAGAAUUACCCAUCGGUAUCCAACGACUUCUGGCUCCCUAUCUACCUUACCCGCAUUAUCACCAACCAGUUUCAGGAAGACGAAACACUCUUCACGCAGAAGGGCUUCUUGGAUUGCUUUGGUAAGGCGGUGGACUUUGAUCGCUUCCUCGCAGGGGUUAUGGCCGAGACAUAUAGCGAAAGGCUAGCUGCUGUCCGACGUGGGCCGCCCCCUGUAGAGAUCUAUAACAGACCCGAGUUUGUAAUUCCAAGCCCCCCGCCGCAGGGACCUAUAGAACCCUGGAUACCCCAGCCUCAACAUACGGAUCCCGACUUUCCUCCAGUGAAGAUCGAGUACAGGGUCCUUGAUCGCUGGGCGCCUCUGACGCAAAUUUAUCCAUUUUAUGAUAACGCAGAGCCCCGUUCCUCUCAAUCGUCUGACUCGAUGGUUAUCACACGAAGUUCGAGCUUGGGCUGA
Messenger RNA from Aspergillus puulaauensis, 978 nucleotides. RefSeq lists its product as uncharacterized. The record is from RefSeq and is a predicted model, not a curated record. Bases 1 to 978 code for a protein of 325 amino acids. The transcript is spliced from 2 exons. Lineage: Eukaryota; Fungi; Ascomycota; Eurotiomycetes; Eurotiales; Aspergillaceae.